UUUGGCUGAUAUGACACAGGUCCGAAGCCCAACGUGGAGGAAAGGAUGUGGGUAAACUGACAUCUGCAAGCCAGAGGUUUGACUGGAAUACGACCACAGUCAGGCUGACAAACAACAGCCUUAGCAACCUCGAAGAAACUCCGAAUCAUGUAACUUGUUUUGAAGAGGCUUGUGUCCUGUAGGGCACCCCGAAGCUCAGCCAGUCACGGUGCUGCCCUGGGCUUUCCGUCAUGAGGGGACGUUGCUCUCGAAAACUUAGUGUGCUGGCCAAGGCUUGCUUCCUGCUCUGGGUGCUGUGGCUGGGCUACCUUCUGUUAGCGCGCUCUUCUUUCCCCUCCUUAUCCUCUGUAGAGGAGGAAGACGAGGACCACAAUGUUGUGGCGAGACAGCUCGCCAUAGAGACAAACGGGGCUGAUGGGCAGCUGUCUAGGCCCCUCUACGUUAAGCCGUCACCAGACAACAAUGCGCUUGGGGAGUGGGGUCGGGCUACACACCUCAACCUCAGCCCUGAGGAAAAGAAACUCGAGCAGGACAGCGUGGAGCGCUAUGCUAUCAACAUCUAUGUCAGCGAUAAGAUUUCCCUCCAUCGGCACAUCCGUGAUCACAGGAUGCAUGAAUGCCGAAGUAAGAAGUUUGACUACCGGCGUUUACCCACAACAUCUGUGAUCAUAGCCUUCUACAACGAGGCCUGGUCCACUCUGCUGAGGACUAUUCACAGUGUCCUGGAGACCACGCCUGCCAUCCUGUUGAAAGAGAUCAUCCUCAUUGAUGACUACAGUGACCGAGGCUACCUGAAGUCCCAACUGGCUGACUACAUCAGUAAUCUGGGACGUGUGCGCCUCAUCCGCACCAACAAAAGGGAGGGUCUGGUGCGGGCACGUCUCAUUGGGGCCACCUAUGCUACAGGGGACGUACUGACAUUUCUUGAUUGCCACUGUGAGUGUGUCCCUGGCUGGAUUGAGCCUCUGCUGGAAAGGAUUGGUGAGAACGCCAGUAUCAUUGUGUGCCCUGUGAUUGACACCAUUGACUGGAACACCUUCGAGUUUUACAUGCAAACGGAUGAGCCGAUGAUCGGAGGUUUUGACUGGAGACUCACCUUUCAGUGGCAUUCCGUCCCCGAGGUGGAACGCAAGAGGCGCAAGUCACGCAUUUACCCCAUCAGGUCUCCGACAAUGGCAGGUGGAUUAUUUGCUGUAAGCAAGGCCUACUUUGAGCAUCUGGGCACAUAUGACAUGGGCAUGGAGGUGUGGGGAGGAGAAAACUUGGAGCUCUCCUUCAGAGUGUGGCAAUGCGGGGGCAGCCUGGAGAUUCACCCCUGCUCUCAUGUGGGCCAUGUGUUCCCUAAAAAGGCCCCUUAUGCACGGCCCAACUUUCUCCAGAACACCGUACGAGCUGCAGAGGUUUGGAUGGACUCCUAUAAACAGCACUUCUACAACAGGAAUCCCCCAGCCAAAAAGGAGACCUAUGGGGAUAUCUCAGAGCGGCUGCUGCUGAGGGAGAGGCUCAAAUGCAACAGUUUUGACUGGUAUCUGAAGAAUAUCUACCCUGAACUACACGUACCUGAAGACAGGGAGGGCUGGCAUGGGGCUGUGCGUAACUCAGGGAUACACUCAGAGUGUCUGGACUACAACUCCCCAGAGCACAGUCCCACAGGUGCCCACCUUUCUCUGUUUGGCUGCCACGGCCAGGGAGGCAACCAGUACUUUGAAUACACAAGUCAAAAGGAGAUCCGUUUCAACUCCGUGACGGAGCUGUGUGCUGAAGUACCUGAGGGACAGCCCUCCAUCGGUAUGAGGCACUGUCCUAGUGAUGGAGAGCCUAAGCCACCCAGUAUCACCUGGGACUUCAGAAAGGAUGGGACAAUUUACCACCCUCAUUCAGAUAUGUGUGUGACCGCCUACCGCACGCCAGAGGGUCGCACAGACACCCAGAUGAGGCGGUGUACCCCAGAAGACAAAAAUCAGCAGUGGAAGUUUGAGUGGUAGGAGGAAGAAGAAAGAAAGUAGCAUUGAACCACAAGUGACCUUCUUUUACCAUAGUGCAAUUACUACAGUGGAUGUUUCUCUCCAAGCUGCUCUCCAUUUGAAUGGGAAAUGGCAAGCAAAUGAAAGGUGGUGGAAGUCACUUUUAAGCCAACGAACCACCCAGUUCAGAGCUUUUAUACCCAUGUGAAUGAAUUAUUGCAGAUUGCAGCGACGUGAAUGAGGAUUGCGAGGCAAGAUUUGUUUGAUCUUUUUAAGCAGGCCGGCUGAACUUGGGACUUGGGACUUGGGACUAUUUACUUUCUUUACCUCUGCAACAAAAAUGGGCGUCCAGGGCACAUUUUUCAUUAUCGUCAUGUGUUCUUGUUACCUAAUGCAACAACUUGAAAAAAAUGAAACUGAUUUGCCUGUCCUGUGCAUGAAAAAAGUGCCUUUUGAAAGAGAUUGAAGCCUUUCCUAGAAAAUCUUGCUGCACUACAAAAUGUUACCCUUAUGUGCAAUUUAAUAUGAAUUAUUAUUAUUAUUAUUAUUAUUAUUAUUAUUAUUGUUAAAUCCUCAUGCUUGUUUGUUUGAGUUUUCAAAAAAAAAGAAGCAAUUUUAAAGACGGGCCGCUCAAAGAUGUGUGCCAGGAAUGAAAGGUCAGCAGCAUGGUUCCCCCUAACCAACUACUUCCAAACAUGCUCCAUCAUGUAAGAGGACAACGGGGAGAGUGCUGCGGUUAUACUAGACUGCUUUUCUAUUUUGUGUUGUAUCUGUGGAGCCAGUUUCCUGGUAGAAUGCUGCCUGAACAAGAUGUGAUGCAUUGAUAAAGCAUUUGUACUAAUCACAAAUUGCCCCGGAGGGCUUUGUGAGUCGACAGGAAUGUUUUAAUCUAUUCUCCCCUGUUGUGCUGAAAUUAGGGAUACCAUCUAAACCCACCUGCCACUGCACCUUUAAAAGGUUGUCAUCCUUAAAGAACUUGAUCGUGCCGAACUGAAACGUGCCAGCUGUUGUCAAACAUAUUUAGAAAUGUGUUUUAAAUGCAAAAAGCCUAAAACAACACUGGGCUUGAUUCACUUGAUUUUAUUUAGACACAAAAGCCUUAAAGGCAGCACAUGUUUCAUUGAAUCCUUAAACUUGACAGUGCCAGAAUGUUUUCUUAAGACUCCUGUGUGUAAACCAUACUUGAAGCAGCAU
Molecule: messenger RNA, 3158 nt
Organism: Etheostoma spectabile (orangethroat darter)
Lineage: Eukaryota; Metazoa; Chordata; Actinopteri; Perciformes; Percidae
Gene: galnt4
Product: POC1 centriolar protein homolog B (Chlamydomonas), like
Exons: 11
Coding region: 231-1985 (584 amino acids)
Biological process (GO): protein O-linked glycosylation
Cellular component (GO): Golgi apparatus
Molecular function (GO): polypeptide N-acetylgalactosaminyltransferase activity
Source: RefSeq, a predicted model, not a curated record